AUGGCCUCUAUGGCCUCCAUGGCCAUAUCGCUGGUUACGCGUGGCAUUUAUCCCGACAGCCCGCCAGCCGCCCAGACCAGAAACCAGAUCAAUCCGACACUUAUGAUGAGCUGGUGGGCUACUAUAUUCUCGUUGGCUAUCAUCAUCAUACGCCUAUUUGGUCGCUAUGUUCGUGUGGAACGUUUUUUCGUCGAGGACAAGGUCAUGAUGAUCAGCGUCAUUCCCCUGAUGAUUCGCAUGGUCCUCGUGCAUUUCGUUCUUAUCUUGGGGACCAACAAUACCACCACCGCAGGCUUGACAGACCGGGAGAUAUCAAAUAGAGAGCUGGGCAGUAAGCUGGUCCUAGCGGCGCGUAUAUUCUACGCCAUCUUCAUCUGGACAGCCAAGGUGACCGUCUGCGAAUUCUUAAAGCGAGUCACAGGGCUUACCUGGCGCCGAUCAACAACUUUCUUCCUCCGCUUCAUUUCCAUCUUCCUCUUCUCGACCCUAGUAGCCGUGGUUAUCGCAACCCUAGCCGAAUGCCAACCCUUCAACCACUACUGGCAGGUCACGCCAGACCCAGGCCCAAUAUGCCGCACUGGCUACGUCAACUUAAUAACAAUGGGAUCCUGCGACGUGAUAACCGACGUCUUACUCGUCGCCAUCCCAGUGCCCAUAAUCCUCAUGGCCCAAAUGCCUCUGAAGCGCAAACUCGCCCUAUCACUCCUCUUCUGUCUAUCCCUGAUAUUGGUCGCCAUAACCUCCUACCGUGUCCCCUCCGUAAUCGAUCACAAAGGCUCCCAACAAUACCGCUCCCUCCUCGCCUCCCUCGAAAUCCUCGCCGCAACAGCAGUCUCAAACGUCCUCGUCAUAGGCUCCUUCGUUAGAGACCGCGGUGUCAAGAAACUAAAAUACAAACGCACCGAAGGCUCAGCCUCCGUCUCAGAAAGCAUGGACAAAUCCUACGUCCGCAGAAACACAGUCAUGCAAAACCAAUGGGGCUCAGACUCGGAACUCGCAACUGGUCUAUGCAUCCGUCUAGAUCCAGAUUUAUACUCCAUCCCCGGCACAUCAGACGGAUCACGUCAACCCAGACCAGCACCUAUCGCCCCACCAGCUCACGUCCCACUAACAGUCGCACGAACCGGAACUCUCGAUCCAACGUGGUCGUUUGCAACAACCCGUCGCUCAGGAGACACCGACCACGCCUCGACAACAGACAGUCUCGAGCCCAAAGUCUCGCCGCGCGAAUACCUGCGUACAAAUCACUCCCCGCGCGAGAUCUCGCCACUAUCAGAAAAUCCACGUCGGGUGUCGUUCUCGGAUGUCGGCGGUUUGUUGACAAGAGGACUACCGGAGACUGGGCCUGGUCAUGUGCGCGCCCAGACUUGCUCGUCACCAGCGGAGGCCGGACAGCGUCGCAGAAGUGGCGGGGGUAGGACAUUUUUGGAAGAUUUGGGCAUUUUUGGUCCACGCUCUACAUAUGUACCGAGACUGCCGCUUUCUGGUCCUGCGGACCUGCCGUUUCCCGCGGCGGCCUUUGGUAAUCCCGAAUUUGGGCUUGAGAUGGCUCGUUGUCCUAGUUCGUCGGAUUUAACGCUCGAUGCUAAUAUUGAGCUUCAUGAUGUUGGUGGGUUAUUAUCGCGACAUGAUCAUUAA
Penicillium vulpinum is the source of this 1638-nucleotide messenger RNA. RefSeq names its product putative integral membrane protein Pth11-like. The coding region runs from base 1 to 1638 and encodes 545 amino acids. Lineage: Eukaryota; Fungi; Ascomycota; Eurotiomycetes; Eurotiales; Aspergillaceae. The record is from RefSeq and is a predicted model, not a curated record. The transcript is spliced from 2 exons.